Eptesicus fuscus (big brown bat) is the source of this 3989-nucleotide messenger RNA. It is a transcript of the gene RASA3, whose product is annotated as RAS p21 protein activator 3. Bases 90 to 2594 code for a protein of 834 amino acids. The transcript is spliced from 24 exons. Gene Ontology annotation, molecular function: GTPase activator activity. The record is from RefSeq and is a predicted model, not a curated record. Lineage: Eukaryota; Metazoa; Chordata; Mammalia; Chiroptera; Vespertilionidae. Gene Ontology annotation, biological process: regulation of GTPase activity; intracellular signal transduction; negative regulation of Ras protein signal transduction.
CGGCGGGCGCUGGGUAGGGCGCAGAGCCGGGACUGUGCGGCCGCUCGGCUCGGCUAUUCGGCGGGGCUCCGCGCGCGAAUCCGACCAGCAUGGCGGUGGAAGAAGAGGGACUCCGGGUCUUCCAGAGCGUGAAGAUCAAGAUCGGUGAAGCCAAAAAUCUUCCCACUUACCCGGGGCCAAACAAGAUGAGAGAUUGCUAUUGCACCGUGAACCUGGACCAAGAGGAGGUUUUCAGGACCAAAAUCGUGGAGAAAUCCCUCUGCCCCUUCUAUGGAGAAGACUUCUACUGUGAAAUUCCGCGGAGUUUUCGUCACCUGUCCUUUUACAUCUUCGAUAGAGACGUUUUCCGCAGGGACUCCAUCAUAGGGAAGGUGGCCAUUCAGAAGGAAGACCUGCAGAAGUACCAUAACAGGGACACCUGGUUCCAGCUGCAGCACGUCGACGCUGACUCAGAAGUUCAGGGCAAGGUCCACCUGGAGCUGAGGCUGAGUGAAGUCAUCACCGACACGGGUGUCGUCUGCCACAAGCUGGCCGCGCGCAUCCUCGAGUGCCAAGGCCUCCCCAUCGUGAAUGGGCAGUGCGACCCUUAUGCCACUGUGACACUAGCAGGACCAUACAGAUCGGAAGCAAAGAAGACGAAAGUGAAAAAGAAGACCAACAACCCUCAGUUUGACGAGGUGUUUUACUUUGAGGUGACCAGGCCCUGCAGCUACAGCCGAAAGUCCCACUUCGACUUUGAGGAGGAGGAUGUGGACAAACUUGAAAUCCGGGUUGACCUCUGGAACGCCAGUAACUUGAAAUUUGGGGACGAGUUUCUGGGAGAACUAAGGAUUCCGCUGAAAGUGCUGCGGCAGUCCAGCUCCUACGAAGCGUGGUACUUCCUGCAGCCCCGAGACAACUGCAGUAAGAGCCUGAAGCCUGGGGACCUGGGAUCCCUGCGGCUGAACGUGGUUUACACAGAAGACCACGUCUUCUCCUCCGACUACUACAGCCCACUGCGGGACCUGCUGCUGAAGUCUGCGGACGUGGAGCCCGUCUCGGCGUCCACGGCUCACAUCCUGGGCGAGGUGUGCAGAGAAAAGCAGGAGGCGGCCAUCCCGCUGGUGCGACUCUUCCUGCACUAUGGCCGGGUGGUGCCCUUCAUCAGCGCCAUCGCCAACGCCGAGGUCCGGAGGACGCAGGACCCCAACACCAUUUUCCGAGGAAACUCGUUGACAUCCAAGUGCAUUGACGAGACGAUGAAGCUGGCGGGGAUGCACUACCUGCACGUCACCCUGAAGCCCACCAUCGAGGAGAUAUGCCAGAGCCACAAACCCUGCGAAAUCGACCCCGUGAAGCUGAAAGAUGGUGAAAACCUUGAAAACAACAUGGAGAACCUGCGGCAGUACGUCGACCGCAUCUUCAACGUCAUCACCAAGUCGGGGGUGAGCUGCCCGACGGUCAUGUGUGACAUUUUCUUUUCCCUCCGAGAGGCGGCUGCCAAGCGCUUCCAGGAUGACCUGGACGUGAGGUACACGGCGGUGAGCAGCUUCAUUUUCCUGAGGUUCUUUGCGCCUGCCAUCCUGUCCCCCAACCUCUUCCAGCUCACGCCUCACCACACAGACCCACAGACGUCUAGGACACUGACGCUUAUCUCAAAGACUAUUCAGACGCUUGGCAGCUUAUCCAAGUCAAAGUCUGCCAGCUUUAAGGAAUCCUACAUGGCUGCAUUUUACGAAUUCUUCAAUGAGCAGAAAUAUGCUGAUGCUGUAAAAAACUUCUUAGAUUUGAUCUCCUCCUCUGGGAGAAGGGACCCCAAGAGCGUGGAGCAGCCCAUCCUGCUCAAGGAAGGGUUCAUGAUUAAGAGGGCACAAGGACGAAAACGCUUUGGGAUGAAGAAUUUUAAGAAAAGGUGGUUCCGCUUGACAAAUCAUGAAUUCACCUACCAGAAAAGCAAAGGAGACCAGCCCCUCUACAGCAUUCCCAUCGAGAACAUUCUGGCCGUGGAGAAACUGGAGGAGGAGUCCUUCAAGAUGAAGAACAUGUUCCAGGUCAUCCAGCCAGAGCGGGCGCUAUACAUCCAGGCCAACAACUGCGUGGAGGCCAAGGCCUGGAUCGACAUCCUCACCAAAGUGAGCCAGUGCAACCAGAAGCGCCUCACCGUCUACCACCCCUCCGCCUACCUCAACGGCCACUGGCUGUGCUGCAGGGCCUCCUCGGACACGGCCCCCGGCUGCUCCCCGUGCACCGGCGGCCUCCCGGCAAACAUCCAGCUGGACAUCGACGGGGACCGAGAGACGGAGCGCAUCUACUCCCUGUUCAACUUGUACAUGAGCAAACUGGAGAAGAUGCAAGAGGCCUGCGGGAGCAGAUCUGUGUAUGACGGCCCGGAGCAAGAGGAGUACUUGACCUUCAUCAUCGAUGACCCCCAGGAGACCUACAAGACACUGAAGCAGGUCAUUGCCAGGGUCGGGGCCUUGGAGCAGGAGCACGCCCAGUACAAAAGGGACAAGUUCAAGAAGACCAAGUAUGGGAGCCAGGAACACCCCAUCGGAGAUAAGAGUUUUCAAAGCUACAUCAGGCAGCAGUCAGAGGUCUCCACCCAUUCCAUUUAAAGCCUGGAGGACGUCCUGCCCAGGAGGGCGCUGUGAGCUGUACCAGGAACCCCACAGUCUUUGCGAAGGAGGGAGACCGACUAGAAGGCAGAGUGAGGAAGCAAAGGGAUCCACAUUCCUUGCUCGCGUAGAGGACAAGCGUCAAGCUCACGGAACUCCUGAGACUCUCCGGGCUGUUCCCGUGGUUGCCACGCACUUUAUUCACGCUGCUGGGCCGGUGCCCUGAGCUGGCCUUUCUGGACCGGGUGCAGGACGCCUUGCGCCCCGCAGGAGCGCUUCCGUCUCCUGUGCACUGCUGCCUCACUGGCCUCCGCGGUGCCUGCCAGGAGCCUGCCUCCGCGCAGCCCUGCAGCCGCGCAGCCGGAGGUUCAAGCAUUAUUCUUCUCCUAUGAGCCUGCUGUCCCAGCGCCGCGGCAGGCGGCUCCUGGUUUCAGCUUUUGAUGUUGGUGAUGUUCCUGGCUAGAGGGUCAGUUUUGUGGUCAGGAUGUGCAGAACUGCACAGAGAUCCCAAUUUGAGGAUGCUCUUGAUAUUUGGGGGAUACAGGGUUUUUCUGCAGAGAGUUCCUGGGGGGAGGGGCUCCAGACUUCUCUCCUGAAGGCCAGAGUCCCUCUCUGCUGUCUGCUGAGACAGCCCACAGCCCGCAGACGCCCCUGGGCUGCUGAGAGGCGGAGCUGGUGUCCGCCAGGCCCCACUUCAAGCACCAGUUGUGUUGUUGUGCUGUCAGUGGGGCUUAAAAGUAGAAGUUUGGGGGAUAUUUUGAAAAUAGAAAUGUGCGUUAUUUUCAAACUGAUUUUCUUAACGUUUUUAAUUCGCUCUUUGAUAUGAAAUAACUCGGAUCAUCCAAACCUGGACUCAUUGAAGGGGAGGGUGCCACCGCAGGGCCAAGAAGGGAAUGGGAGCUAGUUACACAGGAAACGGAGCGAGGGGAGAAAUCCUGAACUUGAAAUGGGAGGCACUGGGCUGUGCAGACGCCCCCUGAGCCCCGGAGGUGAUAUUGCACGGUGUUUCUGAGAAGCCCCUAGAAGCAGCGGUGGGGGCUGCUUUCCAUUGGCGGGGGUGGGGUUGGAACGCCAGGGGAGCUGUUGGCUGACUUUGCCCAGACAGUCCUCACAGCGGCAGGCAGCGGCUUUGGAAAGCACUGUUCAAACACAGGACCACGUGCCCUUGUGCCAUCUCCGUUCUGUUUGCAAGUUCUGUCCUUCAAGCUCCAUCUAGAUGCCAGAUAAUAACGUAACUUGUCACAAAAAAGGGGGAGAAAAAUCCUGCAAAAAACAAACUUUGGCUGCACCGAACUGCGAUUUUUAACAUGGAUUUGUAACUGAAUGUUUCCGUUUAUAAGAUACUAAUGAUUUGUGAAGUAUUUUACCUUCCAAUUAAACAGACCUUUUAUUCUU